Prinia subflava (tawny-flanked prinia) is the source of this 12040-nucleotide messenger RNA. RefSeq names its product epiplakin 1 (gene EPPK1). Gene Ontology annotation, molecular function: keratin filament binding; structural molecule activity. Gene Ontology annotation, biological process: wound healing; intermediate filament bundle assembly. The record is from RefSeq and is a predicted model, not a curated record. Bases 1 to 11970 code for a protein of 3989 amino acids. NCBI's taxonomy places the organism in Eukaryota, Metazoa, Chordata, Aves, Passeriformes, Cisticolidae. Gene Ontology annotation, cellular component: cell junction; membrane; cytoplasm. The transcript has 3 exons.
AUGGCGGGCCCUGAGCCCGGCAGGAGCGGGACAGGAGGCGGCUGCCCGGGCAGGACGGCUCCCGGGAAAAGCCCCGAGGCUCCGGUGGCACGGGCGGGCUCGGCUGGGGAAGGGGCGGGCGGUGGGAGGACUGGCAGCCCCCUCCCACCGUACCCGGGGCUCCCGAGGGUGGCACUGGGUGAUGGGGGACUCCCGAGGGUGGCACUGGGUGUGCAGGGGGUCCCACGGGUGUCACUGGGUGUUGAGGGGCCGCGGCUCCCGCUGGUGCCGGCGCAUUCCCCGGCACAGCCGGGAGCGAAACUGGCGGAGCUGCGGCGGCUGCGGCUCCCGGGAGCGCUGCCCGCGCCGGGAGAGAGCGUGGCCCCGGGGAGGGCGGCAGGUGCCAACACCUCCGCCAGGAAUCUUCCUGCCCUCAUGGGCAGAGCCGAUUACUCAAAGUUUCCGACGGGGCUGGCGCCUGGUGACGGAAGGGAGCGGAGCCCUUCCCCCGCCGCCCCCUGCCCGGGCAGGGCCGGGGGGCGACACCGCGACCCCCCGAUUGCCCGGCGGCUUUCGAGCUCCCGCAGUUACGGGUGGCAAUGCCCGAAUUCCAUCGGCGCUCCGGUGAGUCCUGAGAGCAGCGGGAGGAUGGAGAGCAAGCCAGCAGUGAACGGCCACGCCGUUCCCGGCUCUCCCGGGGAAGACAUGUCAGGGACAAAGCGCUUGUGCCAGGACACGACGCAGUGCAAACAGCAAAAAGCAGCUGGCAAGGAUGUGGCUGCACCCAGGGAGCCCUCAGAGACAGCUGGCAGCAUCGCAGGCGUGUAUGUGGAGUCUUCAAAGAGGAUAAUGAGCUUUUAUGAGGCCACUCGAGAGCAUCUGCUGGGCCUGGAUCUGGCGCUCUGCCUCCUGGAGGCACAGGCAGCCACGGGCUCCAUCUCGGACCCGGCGAGGAGGCGCCGAGUCCCCGUGGCAGAGGCCGUGCGGACGGGGCUGGUGGGGCUGGAGCUCAAGGAGAGGCUGCUCUCGGCAGACAGAGCUGCCACCGGCUUCGUGGACCCCUACACGGAGGAGAAGAUCUCGCUGUACCAGGCGAUCCAGAAGGAGCUGGUGGGCAGGGAGCAGGGCAUUCGCCUGCUCCAGGCCCAGGUGGCCACCGGAGGUGUCAUCGACCCGGCCACCGGCGGCCGGCUCCCGGCAGACGUGGCCUGUGAGAGGGGAUAUCUGGAUGAAGAGAUGAGCCAGCUCCUCUCUGACCCCAGCAACGAGGACGGCAAAGCGUUCCUCGACCCCAGCACGAUGGAGAGGGUCACUUACUCGGAGCUUAGGAAGAGGUGCGUGGUGGAUCCAGCCUCAGGCUUCCUCCUGCUGCCGCUGCAGAUCACGUUCCCGGGCCUGGGAGGGCGGGUGAGCAGCAGGGACCUGAUGGACUCUGGCAUCAUCAGCUCCGACGUGUUCCGAGGCCUUGAGGAGGGGACAGUCUCUGCCCAGGAGGUGGCAGAGAACGACAUCGUCCAGCACUUCCUGCGUGGGACGAGGAGCGUGGCUGGCGUUGUCCUGCCCUCCGGGGAGCAGAGGAGCCUUUACCAGGCACUGAGGGAGCACCUCCUUGUGCCUGGUGCUGCUCUCACCCUCCUGCAAGUCCAGGCCGCCACCGGCAGCCUGACAGACCCCCUGAAGAACAAAAGCUACUCCGUGGAUGAGGCUGUCAGGGCUGGCCUCAUCGGCCCAGAGCUGUAUGAGAAACUGUCCUCAGCAGAGAAAAGCAUCACUGGGUACAGGGACCCCUCCAGUGGAGAAAUGCUCUCCCUGUUCCAAGCCAUCAGGAAGGGCUUUGUCCCCAGGGACCACGGCCUCUGCCUCCUGGAGGCUCAGGUGGCCACGGGGGGUGUCAUUGCUCCAGGCAGGCACCUGCGUGUCCCCACGGAGACCGCCUGCGAGUGGGGGUGCCUGGACGAGCCCACCAGGCAGCUCCUCUCCAGCCCUCCCGAUGACCUGAAGGGGUUCUUCCACCCCGGCUCCAAGGAGAAGCUGAGCUACGCUGAGCUGCUGCAGCGCUGCGUCACCGACCCCAGGACGGGGCUGCUGCUGCUGCCGCUCCCUGGGGACGGCGGGGAGGGAUCCCUCAGAGCACUCGGCUUCUUCGACCACAGGGCCCAGACAGCUCUGGAGAACACAGAGGUACCCGUGGCUGUGGGGAGAUUCAAGGGCAAGCCGGCGUCUCUCUGGAAACUGCUCUUCUCUGACUACAUGGAGGGUGAGCAAAGAGCGGUGCUGGCCCAGCAGUUCCUGGCAGGAUCGCUCUCCCUGCAAGGACUGGCAGAGGCCGUCAGAGCCGCCGUCGAGGAAAAGGCUGCCAAUGCCAAUGUCACCUUCGAGGGCCUGAGGGACCAGGUGACGGCUGACCAGCUCCUGAGCUCGGAAAUUAUCAACCAAGACUUGUUCAAGAAGCUCAAGGAGGGAGAAACGUCGGCCAAGGAGGUCGUCGGCAUGGACACGGUCAGGAAGUACCUGCAGGGCACGGGGAGCAUCGGGGGGCUGCUGCUCCCUGACUCCCAGGAGAAGAUCAGCAUCUACCAGGCAAAGAGGAAGGGGCUCCUGAGGCCGGGAACGUCUCUGAUCCUCCUGGAGGCGCAGGCUGCCACGGGGUUUGUCAUCGACCCAGCUGCCAACAAGAGGUACUCCGUGGACGAGGCUCUGCGAGCGAAUGUCAUCGGCCCCGAUGUCUAUGACAAGCUGCUGGCCGCGGAGAAAUCGGUCACCGGCUACAGAGAUCCCUACACGGGCGACAAGAUCUCCCUGUUCCAGGCCAUGCAGAAGGAGCUGAUCGUCAGGGACCACGGCAUCCGCCUGCUGGAGGCCCAGAUCGCCACCGGCGGCAUCAUCGACCCCGUGCACAGCCACCGCAUCCCCGUGGAGGUGGCCUACAAGCGUGGCUACUUUGACAAGAAGAUGAAUUUAAUCCUCUCCGACCCCAGCGACGACACCAAGGGCUUCUUCGACCCCAACACGCACGAGAACCUGACCUACCUGCAGCUGAAGGAGAAGUGCAUCACCGAACCCUCCACGGGGCUCUGCCUGCUCCCGCUGAACAGCAGGAAGCGGCAGUUCGUCGAUGAGGCCACCAGGCAGGCGUUCAGGGGCUCCUGGCUGCCCGUCAGGUUCGGGCGCUUGCGGGGGGAGAAGGUCUCUGUGUGGGACCUGCUGAACUCCGAGUACUUCAGCGAGGGGAGGCGCCGUGAGAUUUUCAACCACUUCCAGCUGAGGAAGCUCAGCCUGGAGCAGAUCCGGCUCAUGCUGGAGGAGGAAAUGAAGAAGUGGGCCCCCAUCAAGUUCCCGGCCAUGAGAGGCAACGUCAGCGCCUAUCACCUGAUGGAAACCGGCGUCAUCGACAGGGCCCUGUUCGAGCGGGUGCUGGAGGGAUCCGUCACCCCCGAGCAAGUCCUGCGCAUGGACUCUGUCAGGAAGUACCUCUACGGCUCAGGCAGCAUCGGGGGGAUCGUGCUGCAGCCCUCCAACCAGAGAAUGAGCAUUUACGAGGCCAUGAAGCAGAACAUCAUGGUGCCGGGGGUAGCCCUGCCCCUGCUGGAGGCCCAGGCUGCCACGGGCUUCAUCAUCGACCCCGUGAACAACCAGAAGCUCCGCGUGGAUGAGGCGGUCAAGGAGGGCGUCAUUGGGCCAGACGUGCACGAGAAGCUGCAGCACGCGGAAGGGGCCGUGACGGGCUACAAAGACCCUUUCACGGGCAAGAAGAUCCCCCUGUUCCAGGCCAUGAAGAAGGGCCUGAUCGCCGACAAGCAGGCCAUGCAGCUCAUGGAGGUGCAGAUGGCCACGGGAGGCAUCAUCGACCCGGCGUGUGGCCACCACAUCCCCCUGGAGUCGGCCCGGCUGCGGGGCUGCCUGGAUGAGGACACCAGCAAGGCCCUUUCCAAGCCCAGCGAUGAGCACAGAGUCUUCUGCCUCCCGGACAGCAAAGAGAGCGUGACCUACGCUGAGCUCAUCCAGCACUGCCACAAGGACGACGCCUCCGGCUUCCACUUGCUGCCUCUGGCACGGGCAGCUGCUCCAGCCUACACCGAUGAGCAGAUCCAACGCCUUUUCAAGGAAACCACGGUGAAGGAGAAAGGAGUCUCCCUCUGGGAGCUCCUGCACUCGGGGUACUUCACUGAGGAGCAGAGGAGCAGCUUCACGGAGAGGUUCCGCUCAGAGGAGCUGUCGCUGGAGCAGCUGGUUGCUCUUGUGCUCAGGCUGGUGGGGGAGAUGGAGAUGAAAGCCAGGACCCAGAUCUCCCUGGAGGGCCUGAGGGGCAGUGUCCCCGUGGUCUGGCUGCUGGACACGGGCAUCAUUUCCGAGAAGACGUUUGAAGAGCUGGCUCAGGGUGUGAGAACUCCCGAAGAAGUGGCUGCAAUGGAGAGCGUCAAGAGGUACUUGAAGGGCACAGGCAGCAUCGCUGGGGUCUUCAUAGAGGCCUCCAAGCAGAAGAUGAGCUUCUAUGACACCAUGAAAAACAAUCUCCUCCUCCCUGGGGCUGCUCUGAGGCUGCUGGAGGCCCAGGCAGCCACAGGAUACCUGACUGACCCCGCAACAAACCGCAGGCUCAGCGUGAGGGACGCCGUGAGAGCGGCGGUUGUUGGGGAAGAGCUCACCGAGAAACUCCUCCUGGCUGAGAGGGCUGUGACGGGCUACACAGACCCCUACACCGGGAGCUCCAUCUCCCUGUGCCAAGCGCUCAGGAAAGAGCUCAUCCCCCUGGCAGAGGCCGUGCCCCUGCUGGAGGCCCAGCUGGCCACGGGAGGGGUCGUUGAUCCCGUCCACCACCUCCACCUGCCGCUCCAGGCUGCCUGCAGGUACGGCUUCUACGACGAGGAGCUGAGCCAAACCCUCUCUCGGCUGGAUGACAGCACCAAGGUCUUUUUUGACCCAAACACCAAGGAGAACGUGACCUACCAGCAGCUGAAGGAGCGGUGCAUCCGUGAGGCCGAGUCGGGCCUGUGGCUCCUGCCUCUGUCAGAAAACGCAAUGUUCUGUGUGGACGAGCAGACCAUGAAGGUGCUGAAAUCUGUGACCGUUUGUGUCAACGUGGGGCGGUUCAAAGGACAGACCGUGUCUGUCUGGGACCUCCUCAACUCCGAAUACUUCUCGGACAGCAAGAGAAGAGAGCUGGUGCAGAUGUACAAAGACGAGAAGGCCGAAGUGCUGCAGGAAAUCACGACGGUUAUCACCACAAUCAUCCAAGAGACUGAGGCACAGGGCAAGAAGUUUGCGUUCAAGGGCCUGCGGAAAAGAGUGUCCGCCAGCGACCUCUUCCAGUCCCAGCUGAUCGACAAAAAAACCCUCGACGAGCUCAACCAGGGGAAGAAAACGGUCAAAGAAGUCACCGAAAUGGAGUCUGUCCGCAGGUACCUGGAGGGCAGUAAUUUCAUAGCGGGGGUCCUCAUACAGCCAAGCAAUGAGAAGAUGAGCAUCUACCAGGCCAUGUGGAAGGGCAUCCUGAGGCCAGGGACCGCCCUGGUGCUGCUGGAGGCACAGGCGGCCACCGGCUACAUCAUCGACCCUGAGAAAAACAAGAAGUUUUCAGUGGAGGAAGCACUGGAGGUGGGCCUGAUUGGAGGGGAGGUUUUUGAGAAGCUGCUCUGUGCGGAGAGAGCCGUGACAGGCUACACCGACCCCUACACCAAAGCCCCAAUGUCCCUGUUCGAAGCCAUGAACCAAGGGCUGAUUGUGAAGAGCCACGGCAUCCGCCUGCUGGAGGCCCAGAUCGCCACCGGCGGCAUCAUCGACCCCGUGCACAGCCACCGUGUCCCCGUGGAGGUGGCCUACAAGCGCGGCUACUUCGACCAGGAGAUGAACCAGAUCCUCUCCGACCCCACUGAUGACACCAAGGGCUUCUUCGACCCCAACACGCACGAGAACCUGACGUACAUGCAGCUCCUGGAUAGAUGUGUCCAGGACCCGGAGACUGGGUUGUACAUGCUGCAAGUUGUAAAGGAGGGAGGGAAGUACUUCUACAUCGAUGAGUCCACAAAACAGGCCUUGCGCUCAAAGCCUCUUCGAGUGACAGUUGGGAAGUUUAAGGACCAAACAGUUUCUGUCUGGGAAGUCCUCUGCUCUCACUACAUCUCAGAGCAGAAAAGGAAAGAGCUGGUGAUGCAGUACAAAAGCAAAACCCUAACGCUGGAAGACCUGAUAUCCCUCAUCUUAAAAAUCAUCAAGGACACGGAGCGAAGAGGAGAAGCCCUCAAGGUCAAAGGGCUGCGGGGGGAGGUGUCGGUGUCAGAAUUGUUCAACUCUGAGAUAAUCGACAAGAAAACUCUGGAUCAGCUGCAGGAUGGGAGUCUCACACUUGCCAGCCUCACAAAGAGGGACACCAUCCAAAGGUACCUGGAUGGCACCGGGUGCAUCGCUGGGGUUCUCCUCCCGUUGAAGAAAGAGAUGAUGAGCAUCUACCAGGCUCUGAAGAAAGGUCUUCUCACAGAGCAAUGUGCCCUGGGGCUGCUGGAGGCACAGGCAGCCACCGGCUUCCUCCUGGACCCCCGGAGCAACCAGAAGCUCUCCGUGGACGAGGCCAUCUCGUCCGGGCUGGUGGGCAGCGAGCUGCGCGAGCAGCUGCUGUCGGCAGAGAGAGCCGUGACGGGAUACGCAGAUCCACAAACAGGAGGUAAAAUCUCUCUCUUCCAGGCUGUGAGGCAGAAGAUCAUAGCCAGGGAUCGCGGCAUCCGCCUGCUCGAGGCCCAGCUUGCCACUGGUGGCAUCAUCGACCCCGGGCACGGCCACCGCCUGCCAGUGGAGGUGGCCUACAAGCGCGGGCACCUGGACGAGGACAUGUUCCUCCUGCUCUCGGAUCCAGACCACGGCAGCAAAGGCUUCAUAGACCCAAACACUCACGAGAAGAUCAGUUACAGCCAGCUCCUGCAGAGGUGUGCCCAAGACAGGGAGAGCGGCUGGUACCUGCUGCAGGUCCUGGAAAAGGAGGGCGAUUAUUUCUACAUUGAUGAGCAAACCAAAAAUGCCCUGUUGUGCACCAAGGUCCAGGUGCCUGUGGGAAAAUACAAGGGACAAGUGCUAUCGCUGUGGGAACUUCUCUGCUCCGAGUACAUCACAGAGGAGAAGAGAAAAGAGCUGGUGAAAAAAUACAAAGCGGAAUCCCAACACGUCGUGCAAGGACUCAUUGAGACGAUACUGAAGAUCAUUAGAGAAAAAGAGGAGGACAGAAGUGAUGUCUGGUUCCAGGGAAUCCGACAGCAAAUUACAGCAGCAGAACUGCUCAGUGCACAGAUAAUUACAGAGGAAACUGUAGAAAAACUCCAGGAAGGCAAAAAGACGGCACAAGAAAUAGCACAAAUAGAAAGUGUGAGGAGGUACCUUGAGGGAACUGGAAGCAUCGCCGGCGUGCUGGUGCCCUCCAAGGCCCAGCCCGGCAAGCUGGAGAAGAUGAGCAUCUACCAGGCCAUGUGGAAGGGCAUCCUGAGGCAGGGCACGGCGCUGGUGCUGCUGGAGGCGCAGGCGGCCACCGGCUUCCUGGUGGACCCGGUGAAGAACCAGAAGCUCUCUGUGGACGAGGCGGUGUCCUCUGGGCUGGUGGGCAGCGAAUUAAAAAACAAACUUCUCAGUGCUGAGAGAGCUGUGACGGGAUACACGCACCCCUACACGGGACAAAAGAUGUCCCUGUUCCAGGCCAUGAAGCAGGAGCUGAUCGUCAGGGACCACGGCAUCCGCCUGCUGGAGGCCCAGAUCGCCACCGGCGGCAUCAUCGACCCCGUGCACAGCCACCGCCUGCCCGUGGAGGUGGCCUACAAGCGCGGCUACUUCGACCAGGAGAUGAACCAGAUCCUGUCCGACCCCGGCGAUGACACCAAGGGCUUCUUCGACCCCAACACGCACGAGAACCUGACCUACCUGCAGCUGCUGCGGCGCUGCGUGCCCGACCCCGAGACGGGGCUGCUGAUGCUGCAGCUGAUGGACAAGGGCUCCGUGCUCUACCAGCUGAGCGAGGACGCCCGCAGAGCCCUGCAGGCCGCCCGCACCACGCUGGCCGUGGGGCUCUUCCAGGGCCAGAGCGUCACCGUCUGGGAGCUGCUCUUCUCCCGCUACGUCCCCGAGCACCGGCGCCAGGACCUCCUGCGCCAGUACAAGGCGGGCACGGUCACCAUUGCAGAGAUGAUCGAGCUCCUCACGGCCAUUGUCACCAGGGCCGAGGCCCAGGCCCAGGGCGCCAGCGGGGCCCCCACGUCCCCAGCCAGGGAGGCCCUGCCCAAAGCCCUUGAGAACGGCAGUGCCUCCAAGUCCCAGCAGGAACGGGAAGAGAAGCGGGACCAGGAGCGGGCCCUGGAGCAGGAGCUGGAGCGCUCCCUCAAGUCCCACACGGUGGAGGUGGCGGCAGGCGGCUUCCACGGCAGGAAGGUGUCCCUGUGGGAGCUGCUCUUCUCCAAGUUUGUGUCCCAGGCCAAGCGUGGGGAGCUGCUGGGGCAGCUGCGGGCCGGGAGCCUGGCGCUGCCCGAGCUGGCCACGCUGCUGAGCCUGCUGGUGGAGGAGGCGGCGCAGCGCAGCAGCAGCGUGAAAUUCGCGGGCCUGAGGAGGCAGGUGAGCGCCUCGGACCUGCUGGACUCGGGCAUCAUCGACACGGGCACGCUGGCCGAGCUGGUGCAGGGCGCCAGGACGGUGCAGGAGGUGACGCAGAUGGCCUCGGUCAAGCGCUACCUGGACGGCACGGGCGUCAUCGCCGGCGUGCUGGUGCCCUCCAAGGCCGAGCCCGGCAAGCUGGAGAAGAUGAGCAUCUACCAGGCCAUGUGGAAGGGCAUCCUGAGGCAGGGCACGGCGCUGGUGCUGCUGGAGGCGCAGGCGGCCACCGGCUUCCUGGUGGACCCGGUGAAGAACCAGAAGCUCUCUGUGGACGAGGCGGUGUCCUGCGGGCUGGUGGGCACCGAGCUGCAGGAGAAGCUGCUGUCGGCCGAGCGGGCCGUGACGGGCUACUCAGACCCCUACACGGGCGACAAGAUCUCCCUGUUCCAGGCCAUGAAGAAGGAGCUGAUCGUCAGGGACCACGGCAUCCGCCUGCUGGAGGCCCAGAUUGCCACCGGCGGCAUCAUCGACCCCGUGCACAGCCACCGCCUGCCCGUGGAGGUGGCCUACAAGCGCGGCUACUUCGACCAGGAGAUGAACCAGAUCCUGUCCGACCCCGGCGACGACACCAAGGGCUUCUUCGACCCCAACACUCACGAGAACCUGACCUACCUGCAGCUGCUGCGGCGCUGCGUGCCCGACCCCGAGACAGGGCUGCUGAUGCUGCAGCUGAUGGACAAGGGCUCCGUGCUCUACCAGCUGAGCGAGGACGCCCGCAGAGCCCUGCAGGCCGCCCGCACCACGCUGGCCGUGGGGCUCUUCCAGGGCCAGAGCGUCACCGUCUGGGAGCUGCUCUUCUCCCGCUACGUGCCCGAGCACCGGCGCCAGGACCUCCUGCGCCAGUACAAGGCGGGCACGGUCACCAUUGCAGAGAUGAUCGAGCUCCUCACGGCCAUUGUCACCAGGGCCGUGGCCCAGGCCCAGGGCGCCAGCGGGGCCCCCACGUCCCCAGCCAGGGAGGCCCUGCCCAAAGCCCUUGAGAACGGCAGUGCCUCCAAGUCCCAGCAGGAACGGGAAGAGAAGCGGGACCAGGAGCGGGCCCGGGACCAGGAGCGGGCCCUGGAGCAGGAGCUGGAGCGCUCCCUCAAGUCCCACACGGUGGAGGUGGCGGCAGGCGGCUUCCACGGCAGGAAGGUGUCCCUGUGGGAGCUGCUCUUCUCCAAGUUUGUGUCCGAGGCCAAGCGUGGGGAGCUGCUGGGGCAGCUGCGGGCCGGGAGCCUGGCGCUGCCCGAGCUGGCCACGCUGCUGAGCCUGCUGGUGGAGGAGGCGGCGCAGCGCAGCAGCAGCGUGAAAUUCGCGGGCCUGAGGAGGCAGGUGAGCGCCUCGGACCUGCUGGACUCGGGCAUCAUCGACACGGGCACGCUGGCCGAGCUGGUGCAGGGCGCCAGGACGGUGCAGGAGGUGACGCAGAUGGCCUCGGUCAAGCGCUACCUGGACGGCACGGGCGUCAUCGCCGGCGUGCUGGUUCCCUCCAAGGCCGAGCCCGGCAAGCUGGAGAAGAUGAGCAUCUACCAGGCCAUGUGGAAGGGCAUCCUGAGGCAGGGCACGGCGCUGGUGCUGCUGGAGGCGCAGGCGGCCACCGGCUUCCUGGUGGACCCGGUGAAGAACCAGAAGCUCUCUGUGGACGAGGCGGUGUCCUGCGGGCUGGUGGGCACUGAGCUGCAGGAGAAGCUGCUGUCGGCCGAGCGGGCCGUGACGGGCUACUCGGAUCCCUACACGGGCGACAAGAUCUCCCUGUUCCAGGCCAUGAAGAAGGAGCUGAUCGUCAGGGACCACGGCAUCCGCCUGCUGGAGGCCCAGAUCGCCACCGGCGGCAUCAUCGACCCCGUGCACAGCCACCGCCUGCCCGUGGAGGUGGCCUACAAGCGCGGCUACUUCGACCAGGAGAUGAACCAGAUCCUGUCCGACCCCGGCGACGACACCAAGGGCUUCUUCGACCCCAACACGCACGAGAACCUGACCUACCUGCAGCUGCUGCGGCGCUGCGUGCCCGACCCCGAGACGGGGCUGCUGAUGCUGCAGCUGAUGGACAAGGGCUCCGUGCUCUACCAGCUGAGCGAGGACGCCCGCAGAGCCCUGCAGGCCGCCCGCACCACGCUGGCCGUGGGGCUCUUCCAGGGCCAGAGCGUCACCGUCUGGGAGCUGCUCUUCUCCCGCUACGUCCCCGAGCACCGGCGCCAGGACCUCCUGCGCCAGUACAAGGCGGGCACGGUCACCAUUGCAGAGAUGAUCGAGCUCCUCACGGCCAUUGUCACCAGGGCCGAGGCCCAGGCCCAGGGUGCCAGCGGGGCCCCCACGUCCCCAGCCAGGGAGGCCCUGCCCAAAGCCCUUGAGAACGGCAGUGCCUCCAAGUCCCAGCAGGAACGGGAAGAGAAGCGGGACCAGGAGCGGGCCCUGGAGCAGGAGCUGGAGCGCUCCCUCAAGUCCCACACGGUGGAGGUGGCGGCAGGCGGCUUCCACGGCAGGAAGGUGUCCCUGUGGGAGCUGCUCUUCUCCAAGUUUGUGUCCGAGGCCAAGCGUGGGGAGCUGCUGGGGCAGCUGCGGGCCGGGAGCCUGGCGCUGCCCGAGCUGGCCACGCUGCUGAGCCUGCUGGUGGAGGAGGCGGCGCAGCGCAGCCGCAGCGUGAAAUUUGCGGGCCUGAGGAGGCAGGUGAGCGCCUCGGACCUGCUGGACUCGGGCAUCAUCGACACGGGCACGCUGGCCGAGCUGGUGCAGGGCGCCAGGACGGUGCAGGAGGUGACGCAGAUGGCCUCGGUCAAGCGCUACCUGGACGGCACGGGCGUCAUCGCCGGCGUGCUGGUGCCCUCCAAGGCCGACCCAGGAAAGCUGGAGAAGAUGAGCAUCUACCAGGCCAUGUGGAAGGGCAUCCUGAGGCAGGGCACGGCGCUGGUGCUGCUGGAGGCGCAGGCGGCCACCGGCUUCCUGGUGGACCCGGUGAAGAACCAGAAGCUCUCUGUGGACCAGGCGGUGUCCUGCGGGCUGGUGGGCACCGAGCUGCAGGAGAAGCUGCUGUCGGCCGAGCGGGCCGUGACGGGCUACUCGGACCCCUACACGGGCGACAAAAUUUCCCUGUUCCAGGCCAUGAAGAAGGAGCUGAUCGUCAGGGACCACGGCAUCCGCCUGCUGGAGGCCCAGAUCGCCACCGGCGGCAUCAUCGACCCCGUGCACAGCCACCGCCUGCCCGUGGAGGUGGCCUACAAGCGCGGCUACUUCGACCAGGAGAUGAACCAGGUCCUGUCCGACCCCGGCGACGACACCAAGGGCUUCUUCGACCCCAACACGCACGAGAACCUGACCUACCUGCAGCUGCUGCGGCGCUGCGUGCCCGACCCGGAGACAGGGCUUUAUUUCCUUAAUAUUUUAAAGAAAUAAUUGUAAAAGAUUUUGAUUUUUUUCAUUGUUUUUCCUCGGGGAAGAAUGGUUCUAUUGUGGAUGCCUCUUU